AUGUCUGCGAACAGCCUUGCAUUUUACGGAGAGACUGGAAGAUGUUUCAAACCAAACGAUAAUCCAGUAUUUACAGAAAAACUUCAGAACACAUAUGUCUAUAUCGAUGAAUCAGCCAUUCUUACAUGUAAACUUAACGUGUCUGAGAAAGCAGUCAAAUGGCUACGUGAUGGCCAACCUGUAGACGAAACAGACACCUUAAUGUUUCUUACAAAGAAAUGUACCCACUGGUUGGCAAUUUCUCGCGCAAAGUUGAUAGAUAGUGGAAAUUAUGCUUGCAUUUGUGGAAAUACAUCAACAACGGCUUUCCUACAAGUUUCAGAGAAACCGUUAAAGAUAACCGUGGAUUUACAUGUAGCUACAGUAGAAGCAGACGUCAGAGAAAGUAUGGAUAUCGUAUUAAUUUGUGAGGUCAACCUACGUACGAAUAAGGCUGUCUGGCGACAUAACGGCCAAGUAAUUAAAACAUGUAAUAGGCAUGUUUGCUCGGUACAAGACCUAGAACACAAACUGACUAUUCGAAAUGCAAAGUUUGAGGAUGAGGGUGAUUACACAGUUGACUUUGGUAAUGCAACAUCAAGUGCAAAACUGAUAAUUAAAGGCAACCUCAAUCUAUUACACAAAAAACAACUCAUGGAACAUAUGUUCAGAAACUGGAUAAGAGGGGCACUUGGACUUAAAUAUUUGAAAAUUGGCCUAGAGGGGUUUUCUGAUAUUGCUGUUGGGAAGCAUCACUCAGAAUUUCUAACACGCCUUUCGGGUACUGGAAAUAAAUGCACACGCUGUACAACAAAACUACUCCUCCCGUCACACAAACAAGAACAUUGUCCAAAGAAAUCCAAUUGUCUAUGUUCGAAGAAACCAGAUAAGAGGCUGCCUUGUCCUAAUGGAGGUUUUUGUAGUACUUUUUAUGAUAAUAUAUUUUUUGACCAUCGAUUUUUCUGUCCAUUGAUGGCGAACACGGACAUACACAAAUGGGGCAGUGAUCCUUGGAGUGUAGCUACAUGUUACAUCAGUACUACUGGCUACAAAGACAAAAAGUCAGCGAAAGAGAUUGAUUGUGCAGGAUUACUGACCUUAUUCAUCAACAACACAUUUUUUGAAAGAAGUCUUGGUAGUGUUGAAAUAAAUGGUGAGACAGAUCUAUUUAAACAGGCAAGGGAUGUACGCAAUUACAUUCUUCACAGCGCGAAUUAUGAGUUGUCUGAAGGUGAACUAAGUGAUUAUAUUGACCUGUUCAAAGACGUCCUGGAGAUCAAAGAUAUUAAUGGAGGGACUCCACUUUCUUGUCAGCCAGGUGUUCAAAAGGCAAUUGAAACUUUGAAUGAGUUACAGAACCUCCAGAUUGAUAUACAUGUUUCUGAAGAUCUUCAAAAGCAAAUUGAAGGCCUACAACAGCACGCUAUGAAUGAAUUAGCAGAAAAAGUUGAAGAAGCAGAGAAACAGAAUCGUAUUAAGCUUCAGCUGUUGGAUGAUCAAUUGAAAAAGAAACAGGAGGAAUUUCAGUUGAUGCGUGAUUUUAGGUCAACACAGAUACAAAGUGCAAAGUCAGAAAAAGUGCCAUUCGAACUCGAAUUGCAUAUCCGAGUUGUUGGAUCAACUGGAGAGACAGUUGCGGAGGGGAGACAACGUAUAUUCGAGAGCAUGAAAGAUUAUGUUGCUAACUACAUAAACAGUCCAGAGCAGCCUACCAAAUCUAUUGAUCAAUCGGUUUAUUGCCUUCUUGGUUACAUAACCAACAUUAAAGACUGUGAGAUUGCUGACGUGUUUGACGUCGAGUCGUCAGUCGACAUCAAAAUCUACUGCUUUACUUGUCAGGCUAUUGAAGAGUUUCUUAACUUGAUCAAUGGAAGCGAGUUUCAGAAAGAAACCAUAGAGCUAAGGAAAAAAUUAGAGACGCAGGAACGGAUAAAGACAUAUGACGUAUUAGCAAGCUGUUCAUCAGCAAGUUUGGAAAACACCAGGAAACGUUUACACAAUCGUUCUUCAACUGGUUCCCUCACUUGUGAUAACCACCAAGGUGUGCAGUGCACGUGGUAUUGUUCUGACCAUGACAAGUGCUUUUGCUCGACUUGUAAGGAUUCAGACCAUAGUGAAGGGCCGGUCGGCAAUAUUCAGUUUGUGAAUAUAUCGGGUAAAAUGAAGCUUGAGCAUACAGUUAAGCUUGACCAUGAAUGCUACGCACUGGCUGUUCAUGGUGAUACUCUCUAUGUCACAGAUCGUAACACAGUAUAUACUUAUAAUAAAGUUCUUCAACAGAAAAAAAUGCUGUACUGCAACCGUUGUUUGAAAGAAUUUGAAAUUAUGUAUGGUAUUGCUGUUAGUGAUGAUGGCGAGAGACUUUAUAUUACAGCUCUUUCAGGGAGUAUUAUAACAAUAGAUAAAAACGGAAAUCAAUUGUUCGCUUUGAACUAUGGUCAUGAUUUUGCCAGAGAUGCGUGCGUUGUUGGUGAUGGCACUGUACUUGUACUGGACAAAUCAAACGUUGUGUUCCAGGUUGAUUACAGAGGUGAAAAAGAUCUGGGAAAUGUUGUUUGUCCGUCAGAUGGUUUAGAAUUACCAGAAUCGUUAUGCUAUGAUAGGCAAAACUGUAGACUAAUAGUUUCGUGUUACAUGAGUAACUAUGUAACAGUCUUUCAGAUGCAGCAUUCACGACAGAUAUGA
Molecule: messenger RNA, 2664 nt
Organism: Mercenaria mercenaria
Lineage: Eukaryota; Metazoa; Mollusca; Bivalvia; Venerida; Veneridae
Exons: 12
Coding region: 1-2664 (887 amino acids)
Molecular function (GO): zinc ion binding
Source: RefSeq, a predicted model, not a curated record